Messenger RNA from Spirodela intermedia, 5181 nucleotides. NCBI's taxonomy places the organism in Eukaryota, Viridiplantae, Streptophyta, Magnoliopsida, Alismatales, Araceae. The record is from the annotation of a GenBank genome assembly.
AUGGCCGCCUCCGUCCGCCGGAGAGCCGCACUGCCCCCAGCGCCGCCGCCGCUGCUGUUGCUUCUGAUAUGUGUUGCCGGAAUUCGAUCAGUUUCUUCCUCCACAGACCCUUCAGAUAGUGAGCAUUCCGUAUUUUCUGCAUCUCUCUCUCCCUCCCUCUGACGCACGAAGCACUCGAGUUCCCAUAAUAAAUGCGGCGCUUAUCGGUCUAACCGAUCAUUACCCAUGUUAAAAGCUGGAUUGCGAAACACGCAUGCUUAAUUACAGACGCCUGCAAUUAGUCGUUCGGCCAUGUUCGAUGACUUCUGAGCAAAAAAUUUCAGCUGCUGUGCUGAGAGCUCUGAUGGAAGACUGGGGGAACAAGCCGCCGAGCUGGAGAAGGUCGGACGAUCCCUGCGGCACCCGCUGGGAAGGAGUCACCUGCAACAAUUCAAGGGUCACUCAAUUGUCAGACCCUCCACCCUCCUCUUUAUACAGGGCCCCUUCCAUCUCCGACGUCUUAGGAGCAAUCCCCUUAACGUCUGCAUCUCUUUCAGGAGCUUGUCGACCAUGGGGCUCAAGGGGACGCUGAGCGGAGACAUCGGGCAGCUCACAGAGCUUCUGUCCCUGUAAGCUCCUCCCAUGAUACAUCACCAUCUCUGUUUCUUCCAUUCUAAUGGGAUCUAAGCAAUCAAAAGGGAACUGCAGUGAUCUUUCAUACAACAAGGAUCUAGGUGGACCGAUCACCAAAUCCAUCGGGAAUUUGAAGAAGAUCACGACUCUGUAAGACUCAUCAUCCCCAGAUUUCACAGCUGCUCUCCAUCAUUCUUCCUCCUCGUCGGCCUUUUGGUCUGAUUAAUUUGGCGUCAAUGGGUGUGUGGGGUCUUAGGAUCUUGGCCGCCUGCAGCUUCUCGGGGAGCAUCCCGUCGGAAAUCGGCGAUCUCGAGGACCUCUUGUACCUGUAAGAGUAACCAGCUCGAACUAAUGGACUUGUUGACGAAGACAAGAAGUGUAACCGUGACGAAACUUGAUUACCUGAAUCCAUCUCACUUUUCUUCGCAGAGCUCUGAACAACAAUAACCUCACGGGCAUCAUAUCCCCGAGCUUUGGGAAGCUCUCUAACCUUUAUUGGUUCGAUAUCGCGGAAAACCAGCUCACCGGGCCGAUUCCCGUCUCCUCAGGGAGCACCCCCGGAUUGGAUCAGCUCCUCAAAGUGAAGCACUUGUGAGUAUUUCUGUCUAAAAUCAAACAAUAAGGAGAAAUAUAAGGAGAUUCUCAUCUCCUCGAAGGAUAAUCUUCGGAGGCUCAUGCUAACCAGAAUCUGUCGGCCUGCCAGCCAUUUCAACAAUAACCAGCUAUCGGGAACCAUCUCGGAGAAUCUCUUCAGCUCCAACAUGACCUUGAUCCACAUGUAAGAAGCGGCGCCGAUAUGCCUGCCAGGGAUUUCCGGCCAUGGAGGGUCCGCAUCUCCUGACUGUUGGUUUGCCCACGUCUUGUAGACUCUUCGACGGGAAUAGACUGACGGGGGGCAUUCCGGAGUCGCUGGGCCUCGUGACGAAGCUGGAGGUUCUGUGAGUACCCAUUCUCCGCCGAAGCUCAGUUUUCUCGUUUGUGAUGAACAACCUCCUCUCCACUGCGUAGUGUUGGACUGAUGAUGGAUCGAUCUCCCCCAUCUGUCUGUCUUCUCUGCAACAGUCGGCUCGAUAGGAAUGGUCUGACCGGCCCAGUUCCUUCCGGGAUCGGCAACCUGACGGCCCUCAGAGAGCUGUAAGAGUAUUCCCUGGAGCAGGGCCACCUCCUUCAUCCGCUGCCUCGCGAUUCCUUCUCAUCCGCUACCUCACUCACAUCUGGUUCAGGAACCUGGCGAAUAACCGACUGACGGGAAAGAUUCCUGAUCUCAGCGGGUUGAACAUCGUGAACUAUGUGUAAGCAGCUUCCAAUUACUCGGCCGGCCGUCGGGGCCGCCGCGUCCUUCGCCGUCGUCUGGUAGUUCUCUAACGUGUCGUCCUCACUGACCGACAGAGACUUGAGCAACAACUCCUUCAGCACGUCCGAGGCUCCAGCUUGGCUCGGGAAGCUUCAAUCUCUGACCGCUCUGUGAGUCUCCGGAUAACCCAUCCGACUGCUAAUCUCUUGAGGAAUGGGGAGCCAUCUGUGACCGUCGUCGUCUUCCUUCCUCGUCCAGGGUGAUUCAGUCGGGGAAUCUCAUCGGCGAGGUCCCGUUGGCGUUUUUCGGCUUCCCGCAGCUGCAGGACGUGUAAGCUCUCUGCGACAGACUUGCACCACCAUUAUCUGGAAACUCUCAACCUGUUCUUGGAAAGCGCCUUACCGUUGACUCUCGGCUCGUGCAAACCAGGAUCCUGAGCGACAAUAGCUUCAAUGGCACCCUCAAUAUGGGGACAAACAUAAGCCCCCACUUGAAGGGAGUAGAUCUUCAGAACAACAACAUCAGCGGCAUCUCGUUCGGAUCGUUGUACGUAUUCAAGCUGAUGUGAGUGAACACGGGCCUUCCCCUCUUCCCAUCAAAAGCCAACUUUUCCCUGGAGAGAGACCCGCUUCCCUUCCUGGAUGUAACUCGGCGGUGGGUGCAGGCUCAUGGGAAAUCCUAUCUGCGACGGCAGUAACUGGGGCAACAAUUACUGCCAACAGCAGCUCCAGCAGACUCCCUACACCACCGAUCUCUCCCACUGCGGCUCCUCGACGUGCCCCGAGGAUCAGAGUCUCAGUCCCCAUAACUGUCAAUGCGUUUUCCCGUACGUGGGGACGCUGACAUUCAGAGGGCCCUUCUUCAGGGACUUGAGCAACAGGACAAGGUUCCAGGUUCUCGAGACGAGCCUCUGGACGAAGCUGCAUCUCGCAAACGGGGCAGUGUCCCUCCAGAACCCCUUCUUCGAUAGCGACAACUACCUCCAGAUUCAGCUGCGGCUCUUCCCCUCGGAUGGGCCGUACUUCAACCGCUCGGAAGUGAUGAGGAUUGGGUUCCAGCUGAGCAACCAGACCUACAAGCCUCCCCCCGAGUGGGGGUGGGGGCCUUAUGUAUUCGUCGCGUUAUCCUACCUCUUCCCAGGUAUCACCUGAUUGUUCUUCAUCUUCUUCUUCUUCUUCUUCAUCAUCUGGGGAAACAACGCGUUUCAGCUGAGGAGGCCGGUGGCGGGAAGACGUCGAUUGGCACGGGCGUGGUGGCCGGGAUAGCGGCCGGAGGCGCUAUCCUAGCGGUUGGGAUGAUAUUCCUGGCCGUCUACGCCAUGAAGCAGAGGAGAAGGGCUCAGAGGGCCGUGGAACAGAGUAGACCUUUUGGUGAGUUUCGGAAGAACAGGAUACCUGGAUCUCCACCCCGCCAUUGUUUCCUUAUUUCUUGGCUCGUUUCCUUCAGCAUCAUGGGGGUCGGCGGGGAAAGACGCCAGCGGCGCGCCGCAGCUGAAGGGAGCGAGAUUCUUCUCCUUCGACGAGCUCAAUAGGAGCACCAACGGCUUCUCAGAAGCUAAUGAGAUCGGAUCCGGAGGCUACGGGAGGGUAAAAAAAACCAUUCAUGUCUCCAUCUCUCGGCCUUCCCUAUGAUUUCUGCUUCAUCGAGAGGCCCAUCGUGAAUUGUACUCCUCUUCCCCCCGAUCCUCAGGUCUACAGGGGCGUUCUUCCGGGGGGCCAACUCGUCGCCAUCAAAAGAGCGCAUCAGGGAUCCACGCGAGGUGCGCAGGAGUUCAAGACCGAGAUCGAGCUGCUCUCGAGGGUCCAUCACAGGAACCUCGUUGGCCUCGUCGGCUUCUGCUUCGACCAGAAUGAACAGAUGCUUGUCUACGAGUACAUCCCCAACGGAACCCUAAGGGAGAGCUUGUCCGGUGAGCUAACCGCUGAAGGAAAUUCUCCGGCGAGGACCAUGAAUCCCUCCGUAACCGGAGUAGAUCUUCGUGCAGGGAAGAGCGGGAUCCAGCUCAACUGGAAUUGGAGGCUGAGGGUCGCCCUUGGCUCGGCGAGGGGACUAGCCUACCUCCACGAGCUCGCAGAUCCGCCGAUCAUCCACAGAGACGUCAAGAGCAGCAACAUCAUCCUGGACGAGGAUUUGACGGCCAAAGUUUCCGACUUUGGUCUCUCCAAGCUGAUCUCUGACUGGGAAAAGGGACACGUCUACACCCAAGUCAAAGGAACCCUGGUGAGACUUCCUGCUUCCCUCCCUCCCCAGAAGUGAACUCUCCCCUUCUGUUCGCUGAGGGUCUCAUUGGGUGUUCUCUCUCUCUCUCUCUCUCUCUCUCUCUCUCUCCCGCUCUCUCUCUCUCUCUCCCCCCCCUCUCUCUCUCUCUCUCUCCCGCUCUCUCUCUCUCUCUCUCUCCCCCCUCUCUUCUCUCUCUCUCUCUCUCUCUCUCUCUCUGUGUCUGUGUCUGUAUCUCUCUCUCUCUCCUCUCUCUCCCUCUCUCCCCUCUCUCUCUCUCCCCCCCUCUCUCUCUCUCUCCCGCUCUCUCUCUCUCUCUCUCCUCUCUCCCCCCUCUCUCUCUUCUCUCUCUCUCUCUCUCCGCUCUCUCUCUCUCUCCCCCCUCUCUCUCUCUCUCCCGCUCUCUCUCUCUCUCUCUCUCUCUCUCUCUCUCCCCUCUCUCUCUCUCUCUCCCCCUCUCUCUCUCUCUCUCCCGCUCUCUCUCUCUCUCUCUCUCUCUCUCUCUCUCUAUCUUUCUUUCUCUUUCUCUGUCGCAGGGCUACCUCGAUCCGGAGUACUAUAUGACCCAGAUGCUGACGGACAGGAGUGACGUCUAUAGCUUCGGGGUGGUGAUGCUGGAGCUGAUCACCGGGAAGGUACCCGUCGCGAAGGGGAGAUACAUCGUUCGCGAUAUCAGCGCCACCAUGAACUCGCAGGACCGGGACCUAUGCGGCCUGACGGACUCCAUCGAUCCGUACCUCCGCAACUCGCCGGCCCUCGCCGGCUUUGGCAGGUUCGUCGAUCUGGCCAUGCGCUGCGUCGAGGGUUCGGCGGCGGCGCGCCCCACAAUGAGCGAUGUCGUGAAAGAGAUCGAGUCCAUCUUGCGGGACGAAGGGGUCAACACGGCCCCCCCCUCUUCGGCCUCCUCCGCCACAGACAUCAGCGCGGCGAGCGGCGGCGGCGGCCGCGCCCGCCCCCGCCACCCCUACGGCGACCCCGUGGUGAGGAAGGAGGUGAGCAGCGACUCAUUCGACUACGGCGGCGUCUACGCCUUGCUCGCCAUGGUAAAACCGAAGUAG